CCCCUUCUCCAGCCUCUGCAGUGUGAGGCACACACACACUCACACAUACACAAAUACACACACGGGAGAGAUCCGGGAGCUGUUCCAGUCCAACACACACAAACACACACACACACACACACACACACACACGCCGGGGGAGGAAAAGGAAAAAGGUGGCACUAGCCGAGGAGGAAGGAGCGUCGCCUGCUGCCGGAGCUGCAGGUUGUUCAGAUCGUUCAGGAGAUUCCAGGAUUGAUCUGAAGCAUCUGAAGCAUCGAGGAGGAUCUGAAGAAUCUGAGGAUUCGAGCUGUUCCUGUUUCUUCCUCCUGAAGCUGAGUUGUUAUGGCGUCCAAUGACUCGCGGACGCAGCCGCCGCCCGCUCAGAAGGACGCGGCCGACCAGAACUUCGACUACAUGUUCAAGCUGCUGAUCAUCGGCAACAGCAGCGUGGGGAAAACCUCCUUCCUGUUCCGCUACGCCGACGACUCCUUCACCUCGGCCUUCGUCAGCACCGUGGGAAUCGACUUCAAGGUCAAGACCGUGUUCCGCAACGACAAGAGGAUCAAGCUCCAGAUCUGGGACACAGCGGGCCAGGAGCGUUACCGCACCAUCACCACAGCUUACUACCGAGGAGCCAUGGGCUUCUUGCUCAUGUAUGACAUCUCUAACCAGGACUCCUUCAACGCGGUGCAGGAUUGGGCGACACAGAUCAAAACCUACUCUUGGGACAAUGCUCAGGUGAUUCUUGUUGGUAACAAGUGUGACCUGGAGGACAACAGACUGGUUCCCACAGAGGACAGCCAGCGACUAGCAGAGGAGCUGGGCUUCCACUUCUUCGAGGCCAGCGCCAAGGACAACAUCAACGUGAAGCAGGUGUUCGAGCGGCUGGUGGACGUCAUCUGUGAGAAGAUGAACGAGAGCAUGGACGGAGACGCCGGCCUCGUGUCCAACCACAAGAACCAGGGCCUCAAAGACUUGCCUUCAGAGAGCAGUGGGGGCUGUGCCUGCUAGACACACACACACACACACACAAACACACACACUGAUGCUCCUACGUGAAGAUCAACUCCUUCUCUGUGCCUCAACCGUGGAACGUGUCCCACCUCUUCCUGUGUCUUCUCUCUGCUUUGCCCCCCCCCCCCCCCCCAACAUCACAGCACAGACCAAAGGACAGUUGGCUCUUAAUCACACAAUCAAACAUCCACACAACACACACACACACACACACACACACACACACACACACACACACACACUCACUCGAGUAUAAAGAAUCAUACUUGAACCCUAACCACUAGUGAAAGUAAACAAAAAAACAACUUUUUGUCUUCUACGUGUUCGGCUCCGAUUUCUCAUCCUGACAUAUUUGUUUUCUUUUUGUUUUUUGAGUCCGUUGCAUCAUCAUUCCCCCCCCACACACACACACACACACUCGCUCUCUGUGAACUCCUCCUAAGUUUCUGCAGACUUCACACGAGGCGACCCAGAUGGAGAAAGUCCUCAGAAACUCUGGAGCUUCUCACAUUUACUCUGAAAGCAGCUGAGGUCUCAACCUUAAGUUCUUAAAAAACAUGUUUUACUUUUUUCUUGUUAAAUGUAAACGUUCUUAUCUUAUCUUGUCUUAUCUUAGCACAAAGACUUUGUUCAGAUAAACAAUUGAGACAUAACUUAAAGAUUGUACCCUCACCCUAACUUUGGAAAGAGCCACGCUAACAGUUUACACCUGUCUUCAGUCUUUGUGCUAAGCUAAGCUAACCGACCGCUCACUCUUCCUGUUUGACUCUUUGCAAGAAAGCGAAUAUUCGCCUAAAGGUUGAAUUACGUCUUUUAAAAAGAAAUCAGAUUCUGUUAAAUGUAAAAGAUACAAUCGUGUUUCCUGCUCUGCAAAAAACAAAAAUCCUGACUCAAAUGAAAGUGAAGAAUGUAAAUUCACGUCGCCUCUUCCUCCGCUAUAGAUAAUUCCUGUGGUGUGAGAUUCUGAGUAUUUAUCUGCUGGUCCGUCAUUUUAAAGAUGGUAGAUGGAGCUCCUGGUGAUAAAGGAGCUCGACAGGAAGUCAUCAUGAAGCUUAUCGAAGCUUUUAGAACCUCUCUUCUCACGCAGGGACCUGACUCAGUUUGUGUGAGGAAGUCGUUUAAUUCUGACGGCACAGGAGGUAUCGGUGGCGUGGGGUGAUGGGCACGUCCUCCCCUUGUGCCACUUUGUCUUGCACACGCACACAAACACACACACACACAAACACACAGUUCCCCUUGCUGCUGCUGCACGGAAAAAAAGUUGACAUGGCAAACACACACAAUGCGCAAUCACUUGAGGAUUCACAAAUUAUUCCCUUUAAUGUCUUUAUAUCCAAUUACUGUCAAAUCAAUCAUCUUUUCAUUAAAGUAACCAAAGUAAGGCUUUAUGUGAAUUCCCCAGUGGUUCACACUUUGUUGAAACCUGGCUCCAGAUUCAUGCAAUUGAAAUUUGAAUUGCAACACAAAUCAGGAAAGAUAGAAAAACCUACAAACCUGCAUAACGUUUUAAUUCUGACCAUUAAUUAUCACGUUUGGAGCCGUUUGACCAUCACCGGCCCCGUUGCUGACCAGUAACUGUCAGUUGGUAUCAACCACAGCCUCUCGCCGUGAUAGCAGCCUCAUGUGGCCGUGCCAGAGCCCGUUGGCCCCCGUUGCCCCCCCCCCCCGCUAUGUGUUAGCCUGUGGUCCUGUAUCUGUCCCAUCUGUGUGUGUGUGUGCUGCAGAGAGAACUCUAUAGAUUUAACAGAUCUCAGAAAGCUGCUUCCAUCGUCUCCUCUGCACCGAGGUGGAGACGUUUCCACCGGCUGACACCACAUCUCUGCAGAAGCACUGUGCUGUCAUAUGUGUUCCGAUAGAAUCAGAGGGUGAACAGUGUCUGGGACAGUUUCACAACAUACGACUCUGCUGUUGUACAGACAGGUCUGUAGCAUCAGAGCUGCUCAGUGUGUUUCCUCUCCCUCUGUCUGAAGUGUAUGGUAUUUUCAUGUGAAUGGUAACUUUCUAAACGACGGGAGAUAAUAUCUUUGACUCCUGUAUCUGAGUUCUGAAAGCGUCAGAUGGAAGCCUUGUGAAAAAUAAACUAAAUGAAAUGGAACAUGUGUAAAUGUGUGUAUGAAAAUAAAGAGUAUAUUCAUUACAAAAGGGA
Pleuronectes platessa (European plaice) is the source of this 3142-nucleotide messenger RNA. RefSeq names its product RAB3D, member RAS oncogene family, b (gene rab3db). NCBI's taxonomy places the organism in Eukaryota, Metazoa, Chordata, Actinopteri, Pleuronectiformes, Pleuronectidae. The transcript has 5 exons. Gene Ontology annotation, molecular function: GTPase activity; GTP binding. Gene Ontology annotation, biological process: protein localization to plasma membrane; protein secretion; regulation of exocytosis. Gene Ontology annotation, cellular component: endosome; synaptic vesicle; plasma membrane. The coding region runs from base 325 to 993 and encodes 222 amino acids. The record is from RefSeq and is a predicted model, not a curated record.